CCAAAACCCACUAACCCAUCCAGACACAAAGACAACGCCUCCGCCAUUAAAAACACCAACACACAAAGCUUCUUCUUCAAACCAGCGACAAUAGGGUUACUCGAAGAGACCCACCUUAACUCCUCUGAGGAUUCAAGUUCCUGCUUUGGGUUAAGGAAGAAAAGCACCAAGGAGAAACCAAAGAUGACUCACACCAACGCCGGAGCCUCCGCCGCGACGACGGAGCUUCCUCCUCCUUCUCAGCCGCAGAGAAACGAGAUGGUGUUGCACACGGGAAGCUUCAGCAGCCACAUGUCGAGAGAAGACGAGGAGAUGACUCGUUCUGCUCUCUCUGCUUUUAGGGCUAAAGAGGAUGAGAUUGAGAAGAGGAGGAUGGAGGUUCGUGAACGGAUCCAGGCUCAAUUGGGUCGGGUCGAGGAAGAAACCCGACGACUCUCAACCAUUCGCGAGGAGCUUGAGUCUAUGGCAGAUCCUAUGAGGAAGGAAGUUUCCGUGAUUCGUAAGAAGAUUGAUAGUGUUAACAAAGAACUCAAACCCUUAGGUUCCACUGUUCAAAAGAAGGAAAGGGAAUACAAGGAAGCACUUGAUACAUUCAACGAGAAGAACAGGGAGAAAGUGCAGCUGAUCACCAAACUCAUGGAGAUGGAACAGUUGGUAGGGGAAAGCGAGAUGCUGAGGAUGAAGAAGUUGGAGGAGCUGAGCAAGAGCAUUGAAGAAACAGUGUGAAAGCUAAUUGGGUUUUAGGGUGGACUUGGUUUUUCUUUGCGUGAUGUACCUAGUUUUUUUUUUUUCAUUUUGUAACAUGUGUGAUUGUGGGUGAAAUCUUUGGGGGUUGGUUUGUAAAAUUUGUGGGUUAUCUUAUUUUUUUGAUUAACCAAGUUAGGGAGUGUGAAAUGGGAGAUUCGUUAGGAUACUGAAACUCAUCACAGUGAAUUUAUUUCCUCGGUAAUUUUUUUUUGAAUUUGUCUUUUAUUUUUUUUCAAAGAUUUUAAUUUAUUUUAUCUCAGAUUGUUUUAACAAUAUUUUG
Messenger RNA from Eruca vesicaria subsp. sativa (arugula), 1027 nucleotides. Lineage: Eukaryota; Viridiplantae; Streptophyta; Magnoliopsida; Brassicales; Brassicaceae. The record is from the annotation of a GenBank genome assembly.